Messenger RNA from Chelonus insularis, 1553 nucleotides. RefSeq lists its product as uncharacterized. NCBI's taxonomy places the organism in Eukaryota, Metazoa, Arthropoda, Insecta, Hymenoptera, Braconidae. The coding region runs from base 1 to 1275 and encodes 424 amino acids. The record is from RefSeq and is a predicted model, not a curated record. The transcript has 4 exons.
AUGGACCCAGUAAGUAGAAAACUUUCACGUGAAUUGGUGGCUGAUUUAAUAGCUAAAAAUGAACCUGACGUAGAAAUUAUUAGUCUGGAUGAGGAACCAGGUUCUAAACGAGGUGAUAAUUAUACGUCUAUGUUAUAUCGUCUGAGAGUGAAUGGUCGAAAACGAUUGAAAAUAAAUGAAUGGAUACCAUGGGAUACUUCAUUAAUUUACAAAGUUUUACCAGAAUCUAAAGCCCGUCGUGAUGCUUACAAGAGUGAAUUACUCUUCAGGAAUGAAGUAGCAUUUUACAACAGAGUUUGGCCAGCUUUAAAUGAAUUACAGAAAAAGAAAAAAGUCUUUAAUGGAAUCGUUAAAGUAUAUAUGGCUAAAUCUAAUCUUAUCAUUAUGGAAGAUUUGAAGAGAAAAGGCUACGUGAUGGCUGACAGACGCAAAGGUUUAGAGUUAAAUCGUCUAAAACUUGUCUUAAAAGCACUUGCUGGAUUUCAUGCGUUAAGUUUAGCACUUCGUGAACUAAGAUCAGAAGUGUUCAAGCAACUAACCGAUGAAAAUAAUAAUGAAAAUGCAACCGAAGGAUUAUUUCGAAGUGAAAAUGAAGAUUGGUAUCGAAAUUAUUACCGAGUUGCAGCUAAAAAUGCUAUUGUAAUGGUAUCAGAAGCUUUACCUGCUGAUCAAGAACAGAAAAGAAAUAAUAUUUUAGAAAAACUUGAAUCUUUUCUUCAUGAAGACGUAUUUUUUCGUUCUAUGUGUGAAUUAGCAUCUAGUCAAGGACCUUUCACAGUUUUUUGUCAUGGAGAUUGUUGGACGAAUAAUUUUUUAUUUUCAAAUGACUCGGAAACACAUUCAGAAAAAGUUUAUCUGGUUGAUUUUCAAUUAAUUCGCGUUGGUUCAUUGGCUCUAGACUUAGUCAAUUUCUUAUAUUGUUGCACCACUGGUGAAAUAAGACAACUUCAUAUGACUUCUCUGCUUCUACAUUAUCAUUCACAUUUAAUGGAAGCAUUACAAAUACUAAAUCCACACAAAAGUAGAGAUCCAUUAGCAACAUGGGAAUUAUUAAAUGAAGAAAUUCGAAGAUGUGGACGAUUUGGAUUUGGAAUGGCAUUAGACAUACUGCCAUUGAGUACAUGUGACAGUGAUAAUGCUCCAGAUUUAUAUGAAACAGCUAGUGGAAAUAGUGAGGAAACACAAAAACUAAGAGCUCCUUCUCCAGGAGGUGCUGAGUGUGCACGUUUAAUGACCGACGUAGUACUUGAAUUAAUUCAAAACCGUGCUCUCUGAUUUUAUCCAAACAUAUAAUCUAUGAAUAAUUAAUAUAAAACAAAAUAAUAUAUAUUUAACUAUAGAAAGGGAUUAAGAAUUUAAAGAAGCAAUAUUUACUGUUAAAAAAGAUUAUGUAUCCUUAAAAGAAAAUAAAUAAAACUAUGUAUCAUUAAGAACAAUAUAAUAAUAAUAUAUAGUAUCAAUACUGUUAAUGACAAUUUAAAUCAAUUAGUAACAAUAAAGUGAUAUUAAAUAUCAUAUUAUAUGUAGAAUGACUAUUAAUUGUUAUAGAUAAC